Messenger RNA from Coregonus clupeaformis (lake whitefish), 8623 nucleotides. RefSeq names its product serine-rich coiled-coil domain-containing protein 2-like. The transcript is spliced from 10 exons. The record is from RefSeq and is a predicted model, not a curated record. NCBI's taxonomy places the organism in Eukaryota, Metazoa, Chordata, Actinopteri, Salmoniformes, Salmonidae. Gene Ontology annotation, cellular component: microtubule cytoskeleton. The coding region runs from base 569 to 3691 and encodes 1040 amino acids. Gene Ontology annotation, molecular function: microtubule binding. Gene Ontology annotation, biological process: microtubule bundle formation.
GAGUCGAAUGAGCAACAGAGAUCUCAGUUUUGACAGCGCCGGGCUUAGCAACACUGAAAGCCACAAGGAGCCCUUUAGCUAGCUAGCUGCUAAACAAGCAGAAACAAACGUUUUUCAGACGAUGUUUCUUUGACAAGAAAUGAACACCAGGAGGGAGGCGACGAGAAAAUCUGGAUGAAUUGGUGGACCAUACGCCUGGCUGAAGAAAAAAACGUCUGCUUCAGAGAAAGCACUCGAACGUUAGUUAGCUAGCUAAUGUAGUGGAUUUGACUUUCUCAGUCAUAUGGUCCUACGCUUUCCUAUUUAAUGGAUGGGCUUCGUUCAGCAAGCAGUGUUUUUAAGGCUAUUUAACUUAAAAUCAAGAAUUUAGCGAGCUAGCCAGGCUAUUGGCUUGAACUUGCUAGUUAGCUAGCUUACUAGCCAACGUUAGCAAUUGGACCAGCACUUGAUAUUCAAUCUUCCUGCCUCUUCACUUUUAAAUUCAGGAAUUUGCGGCAGCGCAAGCGGAUGCAGCGUCUGUUUCAAUAGCUCAGCCAGCCCUGCACACCCAUGGUCCAGCAGGCAGCUGAUGGAAGAUCUGGUUCCCAACGUGCCCACCAUGGUCUCCAGGCUGCCCAAGUUUGGCUCGCGCCCCGCAGCUGUGGCUGGCACCGCCCCACUGACCAAUGGGACCCACUACCAAUGCGUCUCCAUCACCACUGGCAAAGGGUUACCCACUUCCACCACCAGGCACAACGGGACAAUGCGGAUGCCCCCCUCCUCCUCUCUGAAGUGGAAGAAGGGGAAAGGAGGAGAACCUGUGGAGAGGGGGGUGGACUCAGGGGAGGAGGGCGGAACUGGAGCUGGGCAUCACCUCCGACAACUGCAGCACUCACCAAUGGUUGUACGGGAGAUUAAGAAGCCAUCCACCAUGCCUGCCACGGUUAAGGUACGGGGGUGUGCUUCUGCGGUAUCCUCCACCAGCCCCAGGACUAUACCCUCCAAAACCGGGCCUCACGGGGCCAUCCCCAAACAGGCUUUGUCUGGACAGAGUCUCUGCAACGGCAAAGCAGGCCUCAACGGCCAGUCGGGUGGUGAUGGACGGUUUGUGUCUGGGAAUGGCUCCCUCAGGCGGGGCCAGAACUGUGGUUCCCCCUACAGCAACCUGACCAGCAGCCUGUCCCACUCCCAGUCCAGCGACAGCCUGGAGACUGCCUCGGAGGAGAACAUGGUGCGCUCCCGGAGCCUCACCCACGUUAAGAGGAUCCCCUCCCCCACCCAGCCGCCCAUCAUCCGCUCCUACUCCUUCAACAGGGCCUCAGAGCUGGCCAAGGAGCUGUCCAGGCCUCUAGCCAAGUCCCCACUGGUCAAGACAUCUCCCCUGGCCAGACCGACACCUGUGCUGAGUAGUGCAGGGAGAAGGAACGGCCUACACCUCAUUAUAGGUGGACGUGGACUAGCACCAGGCAGGGCUGUGGUGGGAACAACUAGCUGCAUCUUGCCCCCCACCACACUGAGGAAUUCCUUACUACCCAGUUCAGCCUCCUUCACCACCAAGCCCUCGGCCAUCAGCUACAGACUCACACGGCCCUCCCUCAUCAAGCAGCCUCGCCCCAUCUUGGCCUCCUCUACCGAGAAGGUCCAGGGCAGCACAGAGGAAAGCGAGGGGAGGAGGAACUCGGUGGAGACACCCCCUGUCACCCCAGACCCAUCCAGCACCAAUGACAGCCCAGGGAGCACCCCAGAGGGCCUAACAGAAGGCCUACAAGAAGAAACUGCGGCCCCCAGCGGGGUGCGUCCCCUGGGGGAAGGCCUGGAGGACAUGUCCCUCUCCUCCACCUCCUCCCUGGAGCGCAACGAUACCAGCGAGGAGUACAUCGACGACUUUGACAACCUGGGAAACGGAGGAGAUGGCAUUCUGCUGCUCCCUGCCCAUGAUGGAGGGCUCGACCAAUCACACUCUGUCUUGGCAGGUGAUGAUAACGCAGAUGUCAUCCACCGUCAUGGUGGAACCUCCAUGAAGGGCCUUCACAGCUUCCUGUCUGACAGUGUAGACUGGGCUGGAAUGGGACUCACUGGAGGUAGAGGGGGCUUAGGGGCGUUGUCUCGGCGUGCUAGCCAGGCCCUGUCCGGGAGUGCAGACUACCCUCUCGGCUCUUCCCUCGACUUGUCUCCCUCAGACUCAGGCUCGGGGGGGACCUACAUGUGGGACGAGGAGGGUCUUGAGCCCCUGGGGACCACCACACACCCCUGUGGGAGCUACAACUCAGACCUCAACAGCAUGGACAUACUCAACAACCUGGAGAACCUAGAGUCUGGGUGUGACCUGGACGAAGAUGACCUCAUGCUGGACGAUGACCUCCCUGAGGAUGGCUCAUUGCACAGUGAUACUGAUGGGAUGUCCCAUCUGGCCCUCUGGAGGAGGAGACAGCUCUGUUGGACUGUAGAGGACCAACUCCACAACGACAACAGUAGUGACUGUGGGUUCCAGCCGUAUGAUGGGUACCAGGGUCAGGGCACAGGCUUGGCAGCCCCUCACCAGGCUGUGGAGCUGGAUGAGCUGACACUGAAACACAUGGCAGAGGACUGCUGCUCUGUAAAGGCCCAGCUAGAACACCUUAAACUACUGCUGCAGAUGGAGGAUGGUAGUGAUAUGGACGACACUCUGACUCUGGAUACCUUGAGUCCAGAAUCCAGAGAGGACCCAAUUCAAGCUCGACAGGUGGAGGAGCUGUUGAAGGAGGUGCAGGAGCUGAGAGAGGAGCUGAGGAGUAAAGACAGGACCAUUGCUCAGCUGACCCAGCAGAUGGCUGUUCCUGUCAAGGCCACGAGAUGCCACUGCCAGCAGCACAGUCCACCUGGAAGAGUUGUGGAAAGAGUGAUGGUGACCUACCAUGACAAGGCCACACAGACUCCACCAUGGAGGGGACAUGUUCCUCAAAUACUACAGCCUUCCAGGCCAUGGCCCAACAGCAUGCAGCAACCCCACUCCCAGGAAAGAUUAACAAACUCAGCCCACACCGAGGCCCCCAGUGAGCCCGCAUCCUCUAACCCUGGCUGUGGCUGGGGGGACAGUCUUGUCAGCAGGGCCCAGCACAGCUCCCUCCCUGGCCCCAGCUCUGGCCUGGCUUGCCCUAGCCCUACCUCCACCUCUGCUCCUCCUGCUGGCUGUGUCCCAGGUCUAGAAGAACUCAGCCUCUUGCUCAGCACCCAGCUGAAGAUCAGUGACUCUGAGGGUCCGGAGGGCCGGACAUGUUCUCCUCCCCUCCCUGGAUCAAGACUCCGGCUGGACUCAGCCAAAAGGAUCCCUGCCCCUUGUCUCCCGCAGUCCCCCGGCUCUCUGAAGAAAGCCUCCAUCCUUAAGAGGCCACAGGAAGGCCCACCCACCACCACAACCACCACCACCCAGUCGUCCAUGGCAGGCUUCCCCAGGGUGGUGAGAGGAAUCCAGGGUAGGGGCGGUCUCAGGCCGGGCCUCAUAGCUCCACAGUCCAAGCUGAGGCAGCUCCCACCUCCCUCCAGAGGUCUGCCCUGCUACAGCUCCACGCCCCAGUCCUCUGACUCCUUUCUGGGCCCUGCCCUGCCCGCCUUCCCCCGGCCCAGAGCACCCAGACAGACUCCAGGCCUCAGAGAACCAGAGAGUGGUGGGCUCAAGGCCAGAGGUCUAGUCCCUCCCAGCCUCUUACGACUCCCCAAGCCAAAGGGCCACUGACUGCUAUCUCUCAACUCUCAAACACUGCCCUCUAGUAAGGCCACUCAGCACCACCCUCUACCCACUCAGACCCAAAAUAUCAGACUUCUUCUAGAGGCUUCCGGCCUCCCCUUAGUAAGGUUACCGUGUCUAUCCUGUGAGAAAGGAAGACAUGCAGAGUUCUUCCCUGAACAAGUCAAGAUCUUCCCUGAACUCUGAAUAUUUUAACCUUACAAAUAGAUAAACAUCUUAGUUAGCAACCUCAACCACCUUAGCUAUUUGAUCCCUGGUUCAUUGAAUGAGGGAAUUAUUUUAUAAAGACAUAAAAAGUAUUUGGUUGUAAUUGUAAUGUUGCAGGGUGGCCAACCAUCCUCCAGGAGAUUCCAGGAGAGCUACUGGGUGUGCAGGCUUUUGCUCCAGCCCUGCUCGAACACGCCACAUUAUAACAAAUCAAUUGCUCAACAACUUUUUGAGCAGGGAUGGAUCAAAAGCCUGCACACCCAGUUACUCUCCAGAUGGAAGGUUGACGGGCCAUGUGUUUUAUACAGUAGCCUAUCAGUGCAGUAUUUUACUUUGUGGGGGGUUAAGUGCCUUGCUCAAGGCCACAACGGCAGGAGAUACUGUAUAAUACAUGGGAUCAGAGACCAGCAGCCUUCCAUUGCCAAUACCAGUGAUAAUAAUGGUUAUUUUUAAAAAGCGGUUCAUUGCAUGAUACAACACAAUUAUCAGUCAUGUUUUUGGCCCAUGGUGUUAGAUCUUUUUUUUUUGGGGGGGGGGGGGGGACAAGUGACUUGAGCUUUCGGGCAAGUAAAAAAUCAGUCCUACUUGUCUGAAGGACAAGUGGCUAAAAAAGUUAAUGUCAAGCCCGUCUUUACUUACCGAACAACUGCCUGUAUGUAGUGGUUGGGCUUAGUAUAACUUUGAUUUCUCUAUAGACGGGAACUUUCAUUUACCUGAUAUACACUCUGUGAACAGUGUGGUAGAGGGAUUAAGACAAUAUAACACAGCAAAACAGUGAAACGGUUAUGGGUACAGAGAAUCCCUUUUGACUUUAAGGGGAACACUUUUAGAAGUGCUGAUAUUUUUGAGAGAAUAUAGUUAGUUACAUCAGAUAUUGUCCCUGUGGCUAAACUGGGGGGAUUCUAAGAGCUGAGUGAUGUUCUAAAGUUCCCCUUGCUACACAGCCAGUAUUAUGUCUCUCUCACAGGAGGUUGGUGGCACCUUAAUUGGGGAAAAGGGGCUUGUGGUAAUGACUGGAGUGGAAUCAGUGGAAUGGUAUCAAAUACAUCAAACACAUGGUUUAUGAGCUGUUCUCCCCUCAGCAGCCUCCUGUGGUCUCCGGUUUCGAAACACCUUUAUUAUUUCUGCCUUGUACCCUGAGAAUGCCUUAUGUUUUUAAGUGCACUCUCAAAAGUGGCUGUAUUUUGCACUAUACCCUUCUGUCUACCGACAGUCUGUCUAUAUGUCUUUCUGUCUAUGUGGUGUUGCAGUUUGAUUGCGACACAGGGAUAACAAAGAGAUCAGAGGAGCCAUCUUGUGCAAUUGGUGCUCUCUGAGCCGUCUUUGUUCCCCCGUGCUUCCAUCAUGAGCAGGUCUAGUUUGGUCUGUGGGUAGAGGGUCACCCACAUGCUACCUUAAUGAGGCUGCAGUAGAGAAGAGCUCAGCCUCAGCCCAACUACACAGCAAACGUGCUUCAGGCCAGGUCCCUGAAUAGAAGGGGACAGAAAGAAAGGGAAAUAAAUAAUGUCCUAGCAUGAAACAAUAUUGCUGGUGUAAUGCGGAGGCUGGUGGCGACUUCCAUGUGAUUCCAUAAUGGUUCCGAGUUGAGUUGGAUCCAGUUGGCAUGGUAACACGGCUGAGUGGCACGAGGAUGUCGAGUGGGUUACGCACAUGCUCAGUGUGUCCCUGUCGACAGCAGGGCCAGGCAUGCUCCUAAGACAUCCGCUGAGGCUUAACCCUCCAUUUUUUCUACCUGAAUCCCUCUGUUAUUGUUCACUACUUCUCUCACUCCUUCCUCAAAGGGGGAUAGACUAACGAUGAGUGCAUCACGGUGGGUCAGAGUGUCAAGGAGGGUAGAGAGGGACACAAUGACUCAUUGCUCUUCUUCAAAGCCAUCAUGUCUAACUACUUCCGGAUCUGUUACUAUGUUAAGUCCUUGAAAGCUUUAAGUAGUAACCUAAUGGGCACCAUUUAUACCCUUGAACUAUCAGGUCCUUAUUUACUUGAUGAUGUCAUAACUGAUCUUUGAUCCCAUGUCUUAUGAUCAGUUGGCUCAGUGUACGUUGUCAAAUGCUCUGAGGAACAUAAUCACCCAGUCAAAACGGUCUCAAAGAUAAAAAAUGCCUAUUUCUGUAACUUCAUUUGGCAUUUCUUCUUCCCCAACUAAAACUUUACGUGCUUUUCUAUGCAACACAGUUGUGCCCUACUCAUGGAAGAUAAGUCACAGUGGUACAUAGUCAUCGGCAAUGAGCUGGUUGCCUCCCUGAACCGCUCUCGUUAUGAUCAUAUGUAAAGCCAGAUAUAAGUGUACUUGAAAUCUGAAGCACUUGUUUUGCUGCUACAAAGCUCCUGAAGUGUUUGUCUUCCCAUUCCUAAAUGAUAGCAAGCCAUGCCCCAUAAGGGUCAUCACGAGGCCUCACUUUACACAUUUUGUCAAGCGUUGUGAAGUGCUUUCUGCAGCAACCCUACAAAGCAUGUGUACAACAUCACUCUGAUCUGAAUCUGUCUCAGGACCUGAGAAACGUCACCCCAAAUCAACUCUGCUAUUUGGAAUUCAAGGCUGCUUCCCAUCCCACCCAGAUAAGUACAACAUACUUUUCAUACAUUUAAUCUCUUCAAUGAUGAACAAACAACAAACUAUUUGAGGUUUAUGUCGGGAUAAGGAAGAGAUUAAUUUAAUCAAUUCCUGUUUGACCGUCAGAGAGUCCUUGAUUUAAAGGAUUUAGAAUGUUCAGGGGAGGGAAUAUUUGUAUAUUAACAAGAACUUAACAGAACCUCUAACAUGUUUAUCUCUGAGACAUUCUCACCCGAAACCCCCAAAAUAGGAGUGAAUUAAAGUUAUUGAGAAGGGUUGGGAUUUGUUAGUCAUGCAUUAUUAUUUUCCGGUUGUCUAGCUUUGCUUGGCUUACCAUAUUAUGGUAUGUAGAUUAAACAAAUGUCAAAUAAAUAACUUGCCCUCGAAAUGACUGCAUGGGGUAGCAUCACGUAGCAGCAUUCACCAUAUAGCACUCUUGCUGUUCUUGUGUAUUACAGAAGUGCCUGCUUUUGUGACUUCCUUUCCCGCAGUCCUGAACAUAGAUACAAGUUGGGUAUGUAGAUGAGUGUGGUUCUGGAGUUUGGUCCCAUUGCAGCCUUCACAGAGGAAUGGUACAGUACAGCCGGCCCAGCUGUGUUGCUGAAUGGAGGAAGGGAGUCUGCCUUGGGUUCACAGGUGUAUCCCACUCCUUCCUGUAUCUGGCUGCCAGUGGCGCUCCCUCCGCCCCUCUACAGGGUUCAACACAGGGAUGCAUUAUGCUCUCCCAGGCUAUCAGAUGUUAGCAUGCCAGCCUCACUUAGUAUUCACUGUCCCAGACUCACACAGACUCACACAGUCUGACUGGGAAGGGCAAACCUGUUUGUGUCUCUGUCUCACUACAGAAGCAUCCUCUGUAUUCAAACAGCAGGCCAUGCUAUGCUUCCAGUGCUGUCUCAGCUCUGACGUUUUGAAUUUCAAGUGUUCAGAUUUGCUUUGCUGUUGUCUCGAUGCGCUCUGGUGUGCCCCCUCGUCCUUGUGAGCAGUCUUAAGUAGAUUUGCUGCUGUCCUGCUUGUCUCUUCCCGACCUCAGAACAAAUCUCAGUUUUAAGGCUAAUUUUACUUGCUUUUUGGCUCCUCAGUUUUUUUAAACUGGAAAUGCUGAAACAGUAGUUUCAUUUGUGAAAUGACAUUGUAAACGGCGGCAUGUGUUUGCUGCUCAUUACGAGCUGUUCAAUUAAUGUUUAAUGUUCUUCAUUAUCUCAAGUGGCACCCCAUUCCCUUUUAUAGUGCACUACAUUUGACCAGAGCCUUAUGAGCGCUGGUCAAAAGUAGUGCACUAUAUAGGGAAUAGGGUGCUAUUUGGAACACAGAUGUGUCCCCCUGUGCACUGCUCCUUAACUCUGGAGAACUAGGACUCUCCUUAUGUAAAUCACCAUCUCACAGAUGUUGGGGCCUGGAGUUUUUCCCGACCUCGUGACCUGCCAAGGAAAAAUUGGGCUAUCACUACCCCAGAGUUUUUUUUGUUUUUUUUGUUUUGUUAAGGUCACUUGGUAAUUAGAAAGUCCUGGUCACUUAGCUUAUGGACAGUGGGGACUGGGUUUAGUUUGUGGUCCAUAAUCUUCCACUUUGUUGUUGUCAUCUGAUAUCACUGCUAUAAACUUAAAACUCCAUAACAUGAGUCUGUUCUAUAUACACUAAUCAAUAUGGCAGAUAUACUGUACUGUAUGACUACUGUCCUGUUUCUUUCACCUCAUUUGCAUCACAUUGACUUUACAUUGUACUGUAUAACUUACUUUCCUCACCUAGGAAACUAAAACGUAGAGAGUCUGCUCACAGGAUCGGUUGUGUUUCCUCAUCUAUUUGUGUUAUCUUCCUGCCAGUUCUGUUUUAAUUCCAUGUUUACUAUAAUGUUAUUUAAUAUGUGCAAUACGAUAACGAUUUAGAGCAUACUGUUGUGCACAAUGCUAAUUAUUUAUGUCUAUGAUAUACAAUAUCUAUAUCUGUGUGUAAUUGUCACUGAAUUCUUGUGAGCUUGUCAAAAAAGAAACAUCUCAAUCUGAAAUGCACUUUAAAUGACUGUGUUGAGAGACUGAAUAUGAAUUAAUGAACUUGAAAACGUGUUGAACUACUUUUUGUUUUGAUCCCGCUCCCCACCCUUUUUGCUGUGAUCUCUCUGAGGCUACGGAGUUGCUGAGCGCUCAAAUAAAGACUGCACUCAA